Molecule: messenger RNA, 1345 nt
Organism: Lineus longissimus
Lineage: Eukaryota; Metazoa; Nemertea; Pilidiophora; Heteronemertea; Lineidae
Product: glyoxalase domain-containing protein 4-like
Exons: 10
Coding region: 136-1020 (294 amino acids)
Source: RefSeq, a predicted model, not a curated record
AUGAAGAAGCAGGAAGUGGAAGUUGUAUGACAGAAGUACCAAAGGUAAGUCUGUCGAUAGAGGUCGUUGCUGUGCUGGGCUCUUUCUGAAAAUUUCGUCUCGAAAAAGGACUCAUUUACACCAAUCACAAUCACCAUGACUUCGCGCAGAGCAUUGCAUUUUGUUUUUAAAGUUGGCGACCGUAAUUUAACAGCAAAGUUUUAUCGUGACAUUUUAGGAAUGAAGUUCCUGAGACAUGAAGAGUUUGAAGAAGGAUGUAAAGCAAGUUGCAAUGGACCUUAUGAUGGCAAAUGGAGUAAAUCCAUGGUAGGCUAUGGAGCAGAGGACGACCAUUUUGUUGUGGAGUUGACUUACAAUUACGGCUUGGGAAGCUACAAGCUUGGAACCGAUUUUAGAGGUUUAACAGUACACAGUAAACAAGCCAUAGAAAAUGUGAAAGCUGGGAAGUGGCCAGCGACAGAGGAAGGUGGUGUUUACACAGUGGAAGCACCUGGUGGUUACAGAUAUGUCCUGCAUCCGGAAAACUCGGCUGGAGAUCCUGUCAAGAUGGUGUCUUUGGCUUGCUCAGAUCUCAAAAGAUCCAUAGCAUACUGGAAUGGUCUUCUUGGGAUGAAAAUUUAUGAUCAAAAGGAAAACUCAGUCACAUUGGGGUAUUCAGACUCACAGUGCAAAUUAGAGCUGUUUGACAUCAAAGGGCCUGUGGACCAUGCCAAAGCGUUUGGAAGAAUCGCCUUUGCUUGCCCGAGAGAAGAGCUUCCCAGUAUUGAGAAGGCUAUGAAAGAGAGUGGGAACACAAUCAUUAUGCCUCUAGUCAGUUUAGAUACCCCUGGGAAAGCUACUGUGGAAGUGGUCAUUCUAGCAGAUCCGGAUGGCCAUGAGAUAUGUUUUGUUGGGGAUGAAGCAUUCCGUGAGCUCAGUCAGGUGGAUCCUGCUGCUGAUGAACUCUUAGAUAAGGCCCUUGCAGCUGAUAAAAGUGACGAAUGGUUUGCCCAAAAAGGACAGGCUAAACAGGAGGCAUAGAGGCUUUUCAUAAUAAAGACUGAUUUGCGAUCUACUAGUCAUGGAACUACAGUGUUACAGGAAAGCAUUCAAGGAUAAUCAAAAUACUGGCACCUUAUCAUAGGGCCCAUGAUGUAAUACUUGUGGUGUUGAUGCAUUCAUGCUCAGUUCUGAAAUGGUAGUGACACAGUUCUGUUGGGAGGGGGACCAGCAAGCAGAUUUCUCAAUGGUGUUGGUGGUGCUGGGUUGUUAUUUCAAUUCAUUUUAUUGACAAGGCAAUGGUAAUUAAGAUGUGAUGAUCUCUUGGCCAGACUAAUGUAUAUCAAUAAACAAAAUAUGAUCACAA